GGGCUGGGACGGGGAUGGCACGGCCAGGGGGGAAUUUUCCCGCUGUUUUCUUCCUCCUGCUGGUUGCUGUUCCCGAUUCCCGGGGGUUGGAAUGCAGGGAACACCAAUAUCCGUACCGGGAUAAAUGCUGCAGCGACUGUGCCCCGGGGGAGAGGAUGAGGAACCGCUGCACGGCCACGGCGGACACGGAGUGUAUCCCCUGCCAGGAUGAAUAUUUCAGCAGUGAGCACCACCACAGCUUCUGCAACAGCUGCACAGUCUGCAACACCAAGAGAGGGAGCGUGGAGGUGAAGAAGUGUGAGAAGACCUCGGACAGGGUGUGCGUGUGCCGGGCAGGGUUCAUGCCAGCUGGGCUGCCCCUGGGAAGUGUGUGUUCACCGUGUCCUGAGGGGACUUUCUCCCCAGGGAGGAACGAGAACUGUCAGCCUUGGACCAACUGCAGCAGCCUUGGGAAGAGCAUCCUGAGAGCAGGGACAGAGGCCCAGGAUGCUGUUUGCAGCAGCCCUGUCCCCCUGCCAGAGGUCCCUGGGACUCCAACCCCUGCCUGGAGCGUCCUGAGCACUUCCCCCAGGGAAAACAGGGAUAACAGCAGCUCCACUGUAACCCCUCAGAAAUGA
Molecule: messenger RNA, 617 nt
Organism: Manacus vitellinus (golden-collared manakin)
Lineage: Eukaryota; Metazoa; Chordata; Aves; Passeriformes; Pipridae
Gene: TNFRSF4
Product: TNF receptor superfamily member 4
Exons: 6
Coding region: 15-617 (200 amino acids)
Biological process (GO): inflammatory response
Molecular function (GO): tumor necrosis factor receptor activity; protein binding
Source: RefSeq, a predicted model, not a curated record